GGCGGGCGGGGAUGGCGCGGGGACGUCGUCUACGUCCGCAGAAGACCAUGAUCACGACGACACCACGGAAGAUCAUAACGGAAUAGUAAGCAGAGUUACUUCUGGAGCAGUACAGAAGCGCACGAUUAUGGUGCCGACGGCGCUGAACACCAUCAAAGGCGAACAAGUUCCAGGGUCGGCUGAAAGCAAUAGCAGUAGCGGUAGCAUCAAGGAAGAAGCAGCAGCAGGGGGUCAGAGCUGCAUCCUCGUGGAGAGACUGGAACAAGCAGCCAAGGACGAUCUUCGUGCCGACGAUGUCGAUGUGGACGAGUUUCUCAGUUGCAACAAGAUCACGCCCUCGACCGAAGCGCCAGAAGAUCAGGAUGAUUUGCGGAAUUUGCUAAAAGAAGUCGAGGAGGAGGAAGAUCGUGAUGUUGGUGCACAACAUCUUUGUUGUCAUGAUCAGCAAGAGACCAGAACCACCGCAGAGUUGCUUCCCGUUCCCAAACAAAUUCUCGCGAUUAAUGCAGAAAAUAAUAAUAAAGAGACGGACAAGCACGAAGAUGAAGCCACCGAUGACAGGAACGACCUGGGUGCCGAUACCAAAAGCAUCAAACAGGACGAGCCCCGUUUGAUACAGCCACCACCACCCCUGAUGCUUCGCGGCACGUCCAAUCUCCUGAUCGAAUCCUCUACCGACGUAUCACCGUGCCAACUCUCCCUCACCCGCCUACAUUCUUAUUUGUACAUGAUGCAAAUUACCAAAUCCACGCCACACCUUCAAGCACUGUUUGCAUGACAAGUUCUGACAGUCCAAAUAGCACUACACUGCACCUGUGCAGAUUUGUCAUGCAAAACCUGCAUUCAUCUUGAUCUUGCUGGCACUUGUAUUGCUGUUCAUGCCCUGCAAAUGUGGGGAAGGGGGCGUUGUGACCUUCCAUACGACGACGCGCCGAGCGUGAUGAAGAUUGGCGGCGCCGCAACCCCUUCCCGCAUCAUCAUUUCAGCAUCCGGUAGUUCCACAUCGGGCGGCGGGGAGCAUAUUGUUUCCACUACGGAUCACGGAGCUGCAGCUGCUGCACCCGGCGCAACAACCGGACCAGGACCAGGAGCACAAACGGCUGCGACGUCAACCAACGUGCUUGUCGUACCCGCAAACGUCUGCGACGAGACCGAGGAUGCGGUUUUGGGAGCCGGUGGAAAUCCUUCUUCCCCAACGGGCGCCGCCGCGUUGAAUAGCAGCUUUGUCAGCUUCGUGACCACCACGGCCUCCAAGUCCGUUAAGGAACAACAUAUUCAAGAAAAUUUCGGCUGUAAUACUACCCGACGGUCUACUGGAAGAACCUCGAGGGCAACAAGCCUCCAAAGUGGCACACAUCAUCAAUCCAGUAAGGAGAAGAAAAAGUCGAAGCCGCAGAAGGUAUACGUGGGGCCGUCGAGCGUGAUGCACAUGACGUGUGUGAAAAAUUAUUUGCAGAAAACCAACGCCAGCGAGACCGCAAAGACCCUGUGCAGCCGCGGAGCAGGAGGCAACAGUAGUUGCAGCAGUUCUAUUUCGAUGACAAUAAAUAACACGAGCAUGUAUUCCACCGCGAAUUCUGGGUCGGGAACGACCCGGACCAGACGGAAAACGAGCAUGAGCAGUAGCGCAAGCCGAGGUCGUUGUACUACCACGACCGCAGUGAAUGGUACGAGCAGUGGUUUAGUACAAGAAAAACUUAACAGCGAUAAAGAUUCGCACGGAGCUGCCGCGAGGGACCUUCUUGUUGCAGGAGGACAGCAGCAGCAAAAUGCGAAGAAUUCAUCGAAUAUGCGUGAGGGCGCGACGUUCUCCACCUCUUCGGAGCAGCAUGAUGAAAUAUUAAACAGGGUCCUCGUGCCCCCGCGUCGGGGGGAACUGAACGAGAACAAUCUGAAAGGGUUCAUGUGCAGUCCGUCGGGCGUCGGCGAGAUCGAAAACACUUCCACGAUGGCGUCGACCGCGAAGGGGUCGCCGGAACUAUGAAAGCCUCAGGUUGGAAAUCCUCAAAGUGAAAAUAAUUUGUAAUGCAAAAAAACGACUCCAGUUGGAGCGCCAUUUCUAGUCGGCGCAUGACAAAUUUCCCGGGCACCUAAACGUGUCUGUCAUGCUAGUUAGGCAAACGGGUGCCCUUCUGUCAUGCUAAUCAGCAGCCCAAUUCUGAACCCGUAGAAGCACAAUAGUCGGCCUCCAUUGCGUUUUCUGCAAUACAGUCUUUUUGGUUUCGCAUUUCCUGCAUCACAAAUUAUUUCCACUUUGAGGAUUUCCAUUCUGAGGGUGUCAUAGGAACGCGAGCAGGUGGACAACAACAGUAAGUCAUGUUCUAUCCUGAGUAAAAACGUACCCACACCAGAGUCAGGACGGGGAUUUUGCAACACAAACCUAGGAGUUUUGUGAGUCACGCAUGACAAGUUGCACUCUGCAGCGUAGUGCAGGUUAGCAAGUGGCGCAGCCGCAUUACAAAUCCAUCUGCUCAUCCUGUUCACAGCAUCACAAAUUCCACAACACGAUUGGAAAUGGCUCUCAUGGGGAUGCGCAUUACAAGUCUUCCUGUCUUUGCAAAUCUGCAUUACAACUCUGGCGCGGGUACGUUUUUACUCAGGAUAUGUUCUUCCUCAUCUUCUACCUUCGCGGCGAUAAGAAAUCCAGGUACCGGCGCAACGACCUCGAAUCUUCAUGCCGAGGCGCCGCCGCGGCCGGGGAUAGGUAAGAUCAUGCUGAAGAAGGAGGACCAACAUGAAGAUCGGGCAACCUCUACAUUUGAAGAAGAGGAGGAGCAAAACCGGAAGAAUUCCAUGCAGUCACAGAACCUGCGUAACCUAUUCGCGCUGGCCUGCUACGUCCGCAGCCGGUUCGAUCGGUUUUUAUCCAGGGAAAUAUAACGUGUUGGCAGUCAGAAAAUCAAAUUCGCUGUGCAUGUUGAUGACAGCCGAAACUUGCAACGGAAAACAGCCGAAACUUGCAACGCAGACGACAUUAUAUCGGAAAACACCUAUGGAGCUAAAAAGUUCCCAUAAGCAUAUUCGGCAUGACAGACCUUGUCGCUCUUGCGUGGUCCGCAACACAGUUUUUAACUGUCAACACACUUUUUUCUUCCCAUACGUUUUCACGCAGGACUACUACGGAGCCAAAACCGCAAUCUUCGGCAUUCCGGUGGCCGAAGCGACAACUAGGCAUCGGCUGUGGGACCUACUGCUCACCGAGCUCGCUGUCGCGGCGGAGACUGUGGUGGAAAAAGCGGCGCCUGGUAAUCAUGUCCUGCCACACGACUUUGAGGAGAACAGGGACAGGGACGAGGGAAGCAAGGAAUUUGAAUCCGCAUUGCGGAUUACAACGAGGAAAAAUAGUACUUCUGGAGCGACGAGCAGAACAUCGAGGCCUACUAGAAGUACUACUAUGUGGACCACAACUACAACAUCGGACCACGAAGAUGAAAACUACAAGCAGAUACAAGACUCUGCUAGUAUCUUCUGUGCGAGUUUGAAAUCCGUACGACUUGCGCGGAAACAGGCCGUAGAAGUACUAAGUGUUGACGAGGAUGAAAAGCGAUUGAGUAGCACGCACCCAGACCUGGUGAACACCAUGGAAGCCGACCACGAGCUGAAUUUCGUUGAUGAAGAAGAUGCCUGUCUAAUUGUCAACGAUCCUGCGGAGAUGAGUAAGAAACAAGUAGAACAUCAGGAGCAGGUCGAAACAAAACUAUACCCGACGAUGAAUGAUGUAAGAACAUCAUUUUCACCUGAACACACUACAACAAGUAGCCCUGUUCCCAUUGUGCUCGCUUCUUCAGCUGCGAAGGAAAUAGUAAACCAUUCGACAAGAACGGAUCACGGGUCGACGCUCUUGUGCGAAGAACGAAGUAGAGAAGGCGAUGGUCAUCUUCGGGGGCAGCCGCUUGAAACCGUACACAGCAAGAGCACGACUACAUCCUCUUCAUCCAGCAGUGUAUCUUGCUCUACUUCCAAGGCUCUUCAGCCAGCCGGCGGGGCAACUUCAACUUUCGCGAGUGUAGUUGCAGGCCGAGUCGACGAGAGGUGGCACGAGGAGCAGUUAGCUGUUUUCCGGAACGUGCUGUGCUCGGAACCCUUCGCAAUCCAGAUCUUGAAAGCGGUAGUGCAAGAAGAAGAUCGAAAAAUUAUGGUGGACGACGAAGUCGGGCGAGAUGUGGUACCCGCACGAGGGGGCCACUGUGCUGCAGCUCCGGGGGGUGGAGUACCAGGUGCGGGCGCAAUGGCAUCCUCUUCUUCGAACUCUUUGUGCCCCGCAUCAGCCAGGAGUAACAAGAUGAACAUCAGUAGAGAUACAGCAACAACUCUCUUACACAAUAUUAAAGCCGACCCUGUCGUGCGCAAUCAUGCCAAUGCCUCUCCUGCGUUUUGCGGCGGAAGUAGUAGUAGACUCAACUUGGUUCGGGAUGUGCGAUUGCGGACGGAUAUUUGGCGCCAUUGCAGCCGGUUCCGAAAAACGACCGAUGUUUUUGCAGAGGGAAAAAACAGCAGAAUUAUGGAUGAGACCACCACGCGUCAUCAAAGCUCAUCAAGCUCCUCGCCAAUGACCGAGGUGGAUAAAAAGCGCGAUCGGGAACAAGCAGAAGUAGCAGACUUUGCAAGAACCACUACUGGCGAAGGUCAAGUGCUGGAAAUGAACGCAGUUGCAUCCACGAUUAUCGCACAAGGAAUUAUCCAAGAAAUAAACGGGCAAAAUGAUUCAACCGUAGUGAAGACGACCCAGCAGGACCACCAGGAGGACACCCGGGAGAACUUCGAAGCGCGGAGGUUUUCCUACGAAGCACUCUCGUUGUGGUCGAUGAAAUGGCGUCCCGUCGAAGUGCUAGAGGUGAUAUCCAAGAAAAAGACUGUGUUAGUGUGACAGCAUCACAAAUUUUGCAUAUUUAUACAAAGAAAACCUGUGCUGUCCACAGCUAGCACCUAGAAACACGUAUGUUAACAGGACAUUAAUUUAUUAUGGCUGGCCAACAUGAUAGUGUAUAACUCUUUCGCAUUUUCUGCAUCACAGACUUACACACUCUUUACUUUCCUGCAUAGGUGAUGCGGAAUACGAAAAGUGAGGACCAACUCGUCCGGGUGCACUACAUCGGUAUGCUCUGCAAAAGUAUCGCACGCAUAUAUUAAAUUGCAGCCAUGCAUGACAAAUGUCUUUCUCUUUUCCAACCUGAAUCAGCAUUACAGAUCCCACUUUUGUUCUUGCCAAAAUUUGGUGUUGCGAAACAUUAUGACUACGUACGAUACUUCUGCAAUGCAUAAUGGGCUACGAUCCGCAAUACGACGAGCUAAUUCCUGACAAUCCAGGCAGAUUGCCCGUGCGGUUACGCUCCCGACGCGAUUUCGCGGCUGCGAAGCCGAAUUCUUGCACGGGUCAUGUGCAGCAGCAGCAAGGGUCGACUUUUGACCAACACCCACAAUUGCUGGCUGCUCAAGUAGAACAUCCUGGUGCAGUCGAUCAGCUUCACCAGAGCUUCGAUAAUUGCCAUCAAAUAUCGCAGCCUGCCGUGCCUGUGGUGAUCACAGGAGCCGGAGCCCAACCUCCAGCGGACUCUGUGAACGAUCUCACCGCCGAGAUACGCAGGCGGCGGAACCUGCCAGUGUGGCGGUUUGUAUUGCCGCAGCCAGACAAGGAAGGUGAUAGUAUUGUCAGUCACACGAAGAUGAAAGCUACAUCUACUUCGACAGAAACAAAUAACGCGAUCCACGGUGCUGGUCAGCAAGGGAACGGUCUUCCGCCCCCACAUGAAAUCUUCACAAGAACGCCUCGAGAACAGCAAACCGGGGAAGAAGAUGAACAACAACUUCUACAUCAGCAGGAGCCUGAUAAAAGCUACAACCUUGCCCCCUCUGUAGUACCGUCGACGCAAAAUUAUUUGGCCGAAACCGGACAACAUAACCGUGCACCCAAGAAGAAACGGCGAAGGAGCAAAGUCCUCGUCCGGGACGACGGGGUAAUAUCGCCUUUGGAUGAGAAGACUAUAAGAAUUCGCUCCAGUCGCCGGGCCAGUGCGGAGGUCCCAGAGGAAGUAGAAGGAGCUUUCGCUAUCCUGAGUAAAAACGUCCCCACACCAGAGUCAAGAUGGGGAUUUUGCAACACAAAGCUAGGACUGUUUGGGAGUCACGCAUGACAAGUUGCACUCCGUAGUGUAGUGCAGGUUAGCAAGUGCAGCUGCAUCACAGAUCCAUCUGCUUAUCCUGUUCAUAGCAUCACAAAUUCGAAUUCCAAAACACGAUUGAAAAUGUCUACCGUGGGUAUGCGCAUCACAAAUGUCCUUGUCAUUGCAAAUCUGCAUGACAACUCUGGGGUGGGAACGUUUUUCCUCAGGAUAUUCGCCAGUAGUUUGGGUUUCAACAAUAUUAACCCUUUCCUUUUUCAGGAAGAGGAUCCAGCACAGGACGAUGAGCUCUUCCACGAAGAAUACUUGGCCGGUCCCAGUAGCCGUGGCAUGACCAGGAGCUCUACUUCCAAGCACGGAGGCGGAGGACCACAUCAGCACCACAGACACCAUAAAGGGUCAAAGCAGCGGAGCACGCGAGACCGGCGGUGGAGCAGGCAACUAGACGAACUUGUCAAGAUGUUCUACUAGUCUUCUUGAUGUCCGUUUUUUAUUUUUCACUCUAUGAUUUUUUCCGAAUAUUUUGAUUUUCAUGUUGAUUUUUGUGUAAGUGUAUUCAAUAGAACUUGGUUCUUGAUUGUAUACCGACGAUGAAUAUCUUCUAGCGACGGACGAAAACGAUUUGUCCAUGUGAUAAAUAUCAAACGAAAGAUAAUUCGUUCUCCUCCCGAUAAAUUGUCAUUGUGGUGCCGAACAGUUAUUAUAUACCACUUUCAGUAUCAGCUUCAGUACGCAUUUCCCAGAGCGCAAAGAAAUCAAUACAGUUCUUUCUAUUCGGUUCGCUUUUCUGCUGAAUACUUCGCUUCUUGUCAUCAAAAGAUUGAUAAAAGUCUGAAGCUUACAACAACUUUUCUUUGCUAUUGUACUUAUUUCAAUUUUUCCCCAAAAAUUUGAAAUAUCAUCAAACUGAAUUCAUUCGUUAAGCUUUCGUUCCCGAGAAAUCAUAGCUUGCAUCGGUUUUUCACGCAAGGCCUGAUUUCUUUUUCUUGUCUAUUUUAUCGCUUUUCCCACUGAAUUUAUCAAAUUGGACCUUACCUCAUCUUUACCAAAGGUUAUGCAACGGCUUGAAUUUCUAUUUUUCUGAGAAGGUGACUACUAACUGGAAGUCGUGUCAUCUUCGUUUCGCUUGCCGUUAGAAAUCCGAUCUCCGAUUGGAUUUCAAUCGACCAAAAAAUUACUGCUGUGUCACAAACCGUAUACGUUGUAAAAAAUGUGAAGUCUUCAUCUUGUACAUACAACUCACAUUGUUUCACAAAAAGUUUGCUGUGGUUGGUCUUGUCGUGGUAAAAAAUAGAGCUUGUUAAAGUCCUAGAAUAUGAAAAGUUCAAAAAGCCACUAGCACUACCUCUACCAGUAAUGAAAAUCAAAAUUAUAUUCGUGAGUAUGCUUGCAUAGAGAUAGAUCGAUAGUGAGCUGCUCUGACUCUAUUAAGCAACACGACGUAUUAUGGAGGUAGAGUUACGGAUGAGCUUGAGAAGAAGAUUAUGCGUGAUUUUCUUUUCGGCGUCACGUACCUCCUGACAUCAUGAAGAAGUCUUUUUUUUUGGUACUAUCGUUGAAGAGGCCUAUGGCUGCAGCGGUUUGCAGGUGCCUUGCCAAUCCGUCGAGUUUAAAGAGCCUUGUCGAGACCACUUCCUUAUAUAAAAAAGGAAGCUAAAUAGAAAAAGAAACCGUGUUAAUGGAUAUAAUGUCUGCCGGUAUCACGACUCACACUCACGUAUCCCAAGCGGACAACGAGUUUUUGCCCGAGUCUUGAGAAACUCCACGACCUGUUUUUUGUUUGCGUGAACGAAUGCUGUUCUAGUCUACUUCGAAAGAAGUUAUUGCUCGUCGUGUCG
Molecule: messenger RNA, 7957 nt
Organism: Amoebophrya sp. A120
Lineage: Eukaryota; Dinophyceae; Syndiniales; Amoebophryaceae
Source: the annotation of a GenBank genome assembly